UGGACUGGAUGGACUGGUUGGACUAGGUGGACUGGUUGGACUGGAUGGACUGGUUGGACUGGGUGGACUGGAUGGACUGGGUGGACUGGUUAACUGAAUGCUCUGGGUUUACCUCCACCCAUGGAACAAGUGUCACAUGACUGAUGUCACAUGACUGAUGUCACAUGACCGUCAUCAUGGACGUGGACAGCCUAGAAGGUCUGAAUGAAGUCCGAGCCUGUGUGUACAGAGCAACACUGAAAAUACACACUCUGAGGACACACCUGCACUUACAUGUGGUUUGUGUCAGACAUAUCACAGACGCUCUCCUGGCAGUGGGCGGGGCCAAACAGCUGACCAGACAGGAAGUGAUGCUGACUCUGAACAGGAUGUUCCACAGCGUGUCACAGGAAGUGCCUGGUCAUGUGACUGCAGAGGCUGUGGAGCAGACCUGCAGUCUGAUGUUCAGACUGUACGACAGAUCUCCUUCAGUUGCUUCAGUUGCUUCAGUUGCUUCAGUUUCUCUGCUCACAGCUCUGAUUGGUCUGUCUGCAGACGGAGUGUCUGACAAGUACACAGCUCUUCUGUCCGUUUCCAUGGAUACGUCUGGGUUGGUCAGCAGGUCGUCCCUCAGGUCUGUACUGCAGGACCUGGCACAGGUCCCUGUGGCGGUGCAGGAACACGCUGUGUUCGGAGACGUGGAGGAGGCCGUCAAGUCCUGUUUUAAAGGGGUGCUCACCCCCUCCGUGACACGGGAACAUGUCAUGUCGUGGCUGCAGGCGGAGCCGCGGCUGUUGCUAUGGUUACCCACCCUGUACCGCUUGUCCGUCAGUCAGAACGUCAGCCAUCCCGUCCGCUGCCAUGCCUGCAAGACCCGUCCCAUGACCGGGCUCAGGUAUCGCUGUCUUCAGUGUGUGAACGUCCAUCUGUGUCAGAGCUGCUUCCUGACAGAAAAACAAACAAAGAAACAUAAAACACAUCAUCCAGUGAUGGAGUUCUGCACACAGCCAACCUGGAGAGAAUCUCUGUCCUCAUUGGCCCACAGCGCUCGUCAUGCUCUGUUACCACGGCGAUACACCCAGAGGGAGGCCAACAAGAGGCGGGGCCACCUGAGGGUGGAGCCAGGAGACUCUGAGAGCAGUGCCCCGCCCACUUCAGAUCGCUGUGAUGCAGACAUUUCCCAUGAUGCCUGUGUGUCUAAAGCCCUGCAGACUGAGGACCCCCCAGUGGACCAGUCGGAGACUCUGAUGACUGAAGUCCAAAACCUGCACAGAGACAAAUGGCUGUUGGAACAGCAGGUCCACGCCUGGAGGCUGGCCGUCCAAUCAGAGCAGGGCGUUCUGGAGGACAGGUGCUCUGAGAUGGAGGUUACCAUGGAAACACUCAGACAACACAACCUGCGCCUACAGAGCAUGCUCACACAGGCUUUGCAGAAGAUGGAGGCUCAACAUGACAGGACGGACGGUCACCAUGGAAACCCCUCCACCGACACCAGAGGAGAUGCAGAGGAUGAGCAGCGUUUCCACAGAGACCACAAGACCACCAUGACAGAAGAUGAAGAAGAAGAAGAGAAGGGUAACCAUGGAGACCACAGGUGUAACACAACAGGUGAAGAAGAGGAAGAGGAGGAGCCUUUCUGCAGUGAGUUUGGAGCAGAAACUCCAUCUCCCACAAUCCUGUGCAGCUCACCACUGUCACAUGACCUGCACGUGGGGCACUACGAGGAGCCCGCAGAUGACGGGUGUCUGUGUCCUCCAAUGGGACAGCGGGACACACCUGAGGAGGCGGAGCCCCGGGGAGAGCCGGUGACGUCCCCGCCCAAGGAAGAGGAGCAUGAUGGGAAAUGUAGUGAAGAGGAGCUGCUGCAGGAGACCAUAGAGCGACUGAAGGUUACCAUGGAGACGAACAGGCGGAUGCAGACAGGUGACAGGAAGUGGGCGGAGCUUCUGGGAGCUGCAGACGAGGUGGGACACAGGUUACAUCAGCUGGUGGAGGCGCUGCGAUCCAACACACAGGAUCCAAUUACAAAAGGCCUUUAUUGAUUAUUGACCAAUAAACA
Molecule: messenger RNA, 2038 nt
Organism: Sphaeramia orbicularis (orbiculate cardinalfish)
Lineage: Eukaryota; Metazoa; Chordata; Actinopteri; Kurtiformes; Apogonidae
Gene: dytn
Product: dystrotelin
Exons: 15
Coding region: 165-2021 (618 amino acids)
Biological process (GO): synaptic signaling
Cellular component (GO): plasma membrane
Molecular function (GO): zinc ion binding
Source: RefSeq, a predicted model, not a curated record